Molecule: messenger RNA, 2024 nt
Organism: Physeter macrocephalus (sperm whale)
Lineage: Eukaryota; Metazoa; Chordata; Mammalia; Artiodactyla; Physeteridae
Gene: FGB
Product: fibrinogen beta chain
Exons: 9
Coding region: 110-1597 (495 amino acids)
Biological process (GO): blood coagulation; protein polymerization; platelet activation
Cellular component (GO): fibrinogen complex
Molecular function (GO): signaling receptor binding
Source: RefSeq, a predicted model, not a curated record
AAAAAAUUAAACGUUAACUAAGGAAGGUAAUCACUUGGAAAGGCAUAGCUAACAGAGGAUUCAGGUAUAUAUAGGAUUGAAGAUCGCUCAGUUAAGUCUAUAGCAAAGGAUGGUUUCUUGGAACUUCCAAAAAUUUAAAACCAUGAAACAUCUACUACUGCUACUAUUGUGUGUUUUUAUAGUUAAGGCCCAAGCUGUUGAUGACUUCGAGGAGGAAGAAGAUGUCAGAGCUAAUUUUAAUUUGCAUGCCCGUGGUCAUCGACCCUAUGACAAGAAGAGGGAAGAGGCUCCCAGCCUGAGACCUGUCCCCCCUCCCAUCAGCGGAGGUGGCUAUCAGCCUCGUCCAGACAAACCAGCUAUCCACCAGAAGAAAGUGCAGAGAAAACCCCCUGAUGCUGACGGCUGCCUGCACGCUGACCCAGACCUGGGCGUGUUGUGUCCUACAGGAUGUCAGUUGCAAGAUACUUUGGUAAAAGAGGAAAGACCAAUCAGAAAGAAUGUAGAAGAGUUAAUUGCUAAUAUAGAGUCUGUUUCCCAGUCCGCUUCUUCCACAUUUCAGUAUAUAACUCUGCUAAAAACCAUGUGGAGAGAGAGGCAGAAGCAACUAAAAGAUAAUGCAAAUGUGAUAAAUGAGUACUCCUCACAGCUGGAAAAGCACCAGUUAUAUAUAGAAGAGACUGUGACCAGUAAUAUCCCAACUAAGCUUCGUGUGCUCCGUUCAAUUCUGGAAAAUGUGAGAAGCAAAAUACAAAAAUUAGAAUCGGAUGUCUCAACUCAGAUGGAAUACUGCCGCAGCCCGUGUACUGUCACUUGCAAUAUUCCUGUGGUGUCUGGCAGAGAAUGUGAGGAAAUUAUCAGGAAUGGAGGCGAAACAUCUGAAAUGUAUCUCAUUCAGCCUGACAGUUCUAUCAAACCAUAUAGAGUAUACUGUGAUAUGAAAACAGAAAGAGGAGGAUGGACAGUAAUUCAGAACCGUCAAGAUGGUAGUGUUGACUUUGGCAGGAAAUGGGAUCCAUAUAAGGAAGGAUUUGGAAAUAUUGCAACCAACGCAGAUGGGAAAAAAUACUGUGGUGUACCAGGUGAGUAUUGGCUUGGAAAUGACAAAAUUAGCCAGCUUACCAGGUUGGGACCCACAAAGCUUUUUAUUGAAAUGGAGGACUGGAAAGGAGAUAAGGUGACAGCACUCUAUGAAGGAUUCACUGUACAGAAUGAGGCCAACAAAUAUCAACUCUCAGUGACCAAAUACAAGGGCACAGCUGGCAAUGCCCUCAUAGAAGGAGCUUCUCAACUGGUGGGAGAAAACCGGACUAUGACCAUCCACAACAGCAUGUUCUUCAGCACAUACGACAGAGACAACGACGGCUGGAAAACUGCAGAUCCCAGAAAGCAGUGUUCUAAAGAGGAUGGUGGUGGAUGGUGGUAUAAUAGAUGUCAUGCAGCCAAUCCAAAUGGCAGAUACUACUGGGGUGGCCCUUAUACCUGGGACAUGGCAAAGCACGGCACAGACGACGGAGUGGUGUGGAUGAACUGGCAGGGGUCCUGGUACUCGAUGAAGAAGAUGUCCAUGAAGAUCAGGCCCUACUUCCCAGAGCAAUAGUCCUACACACAUAGAUUAUUAUUCUUCCCUAUGUGACAAAAUUUUUAUAUAUCAUGUCAUCAGAAUUUUUUUCAUACCUUAUAUCCCUCUAAAGCUAUCAAAAUGUAGUAAGUGUGACUUUUUGGAAACAGUAUUUAGGCAAAUGACAUUUAAAAGAGCACAUGAUUUUCUUUCAUAUUCAUCAUUUCUAUUGCAUACCAAGAUGUAACUAAAAGGAUGACUGUGGAUAGUCAGUGUUCAUAAUUUCAGGGGAUUGUAAAAAGUUUCAAAUUAGGAAGAGAAAUUUUCUAUCCUUGUGGGAAAACUGUGAGGUGAGCUAAAAACCUGUAUUUAAAAGUCCACUUUUAAACCUCUCUUUAUUUAUGUAAGAUCUGUCACAGAAAACUCAAAAAGAUUUAUUCAUUAAACUGGUUUCUGUUACAAUAAA